Molecule: messenger RNA, 1079 nt
Organism: Poecile atricapillus (Black-capped chickadee)
Lineage: Eukaryota; Metazoa; Chordata; Aves; Passeriformes; Paridae
Product: spliceosome RNA helicase DDX39B
Exons: 9
Biological process (GO): mRNA export from nucleus; mRNA splicing, via spliceosome
Molecular function (GO): RNA binding; RNA helicase activity; ATP binding
Source: RefSeq, a predicted model, not a curated record
GGCCCGGACCGGAAGUGACGCUCAAGUCCCCGCCCUCUCUCGGUCGCGGCGGUCGCAGCUGUUCGGGCAGCAUGGCGGAGAACGACGUGGACAACGAGCUGCUGGACUACGAGGAUGACGAGGUGGAGAACGCGGCCGGGGCCGACGGGGCCGAGGCGCCGCCCAAGAAGGACGUGAAGGGCUCCUACGUGUCCAUCCACAGCUCGGGGUUCCGGGAUUUCCUGCUCAAACCCGAGCUGCUGCGCGCCAUCGUCGACUGCGGCUUCGAGCACCCCUCAGAAGUCCAGCACGAGUGCAUCCCCCAGGCCAUCCUGGGCAUGGACGUGCUGUGCCAGGCCAAGUCCGGCAUGGGCAAGACGGCCGUGUUCGUGCUGGCCACGCUGCAGCAGCUGGAGCCGGUCACUGGACAGGUGUCGGUGCUGGUGAUGUGCCACACGCGAGAACUCGCCUUCCAGAUCAGCAAAGAGUACGAGCGCUUCUCCAAGUACAUGCCCAGCGUCAAGGUGGCAGUGUUUUUUGGGGGUCUCUCCAUCAAGAAGGACGAGGAGGUGCUGAAGAAGAACUGUCCCCACAUCGUGGUGGGGACCCCGGGCCGGAUCCUGGCGCUGGCCCGGAACAAAAGCCUCAACCUCAAACACAUCAAACAUUUCAUCCUGGACGAGUGCGACAAGAUGCUGGAGCAGCUGGGUGUCCGUCGGGACGUGCAGGAGAUUUUCCGGAUGACGCCGCACGAGAAGCAGGUGAUGAUGUUCAGCGCCACCCUGAGCAAGGAGAUCCGCCCGGUGUGCCGCAAGUUCAUGCAGGAUCCCAUGGAGAUUUUCGUGGAUGACGAGACGAAGCUGACGCUGCACGGGCUGCAGCAAUAUUACGUCAAACUCAAGGACAACGAGAAGAACAGGAAACUCUUCGACCUGCUGGACGUGCUGGAGUUCAACCAGGUUGUGAUUUUUGUCAAGUCCGUGCAGCGCUGCAUCGCCCUGGCCCAGCUGCUGGUGGAGCAAAACUUCCCGGCCAUCGCCAUCCACCGCGGGAUGCCCCAGGAGGAGAGGCUGUCCCGGUACCAGCAGUUCAAGGACCCC